GCGGUGGCCCCGCCCCCGCGGGGACGCGCGGGCGGAGCGGAGCUGCGGCCGGAGCCGCCGGAGCGGGGGCGGCCUGAGGGCGGGGGACGCCGCGGCCGCCGCCGCCAUGGAGGCGAAACCGGCGGACCCGCUGCUCUGCGACAGCCUCAUCCUCUGGCUGCAGACAUUCAAUACAGCUGCACCCUGCAGGGAUGUCCAGGACUUGACUAACGGGGUUGCCAUGGCUCAGGUGCUUCACCAAAUAGACGUUGCCUGGUUUGAUGCAUCCUGGCUCAAUCGCAUCAAAGAAGAUGUUGGUGACAACUGGAGAAUAAAGUCCAGUAAUUUGAAGAAGAUACUGCAAGGAAUUAUGGACUACUAUCAUGAGUUCCUGGGUCAGCAGAUUGCAGAAGAGCUUAUUCCAGACUUGACCCGGAUAUCUGAGAACUCGGAUCCCACUGAACUGGGCAGGCUCCUGCAGCUUAUUUUGGGUUGUGCAGUCAACUGUGAGAGGAAACAAGAACACAUACAGAACAUCAUGACCCUUGAAGAGUCUGUUCAGCAUGUUGUCAUGACAGCCAUUCAAGAGCUCAUGAGCAAGGAAAUAACAAGUGCUUCCCCAUGUGAUGCAUCAAGUGAAGUGGAACAGCAGCUUAAAAAAGCCUUGGAAGACCUUCAGGAAGCACGAGCAGAAAAAGAGGAGUUGGCACAAAGAUGUCAAGAGCUGGAUUUGCAGGUGGCUGCCCUCCAGGAAGAGAAAAACAGCUUGAUGUCAGAAAAUGAGAUUAUGAAUGACAGACUAGAGCAAUUAGAUGACUCUCUUGAUGAUCCAAAUACCAUGGUUGCAAAAAAGUAUUUUAGUGCACAGUUGCAGCUGGAACAAUUGCAAGAAGAAAACUUCAGGCUUGAAACUGCAAAAGAUGAAUAUCGUGUCCAUUGUGAAGAUCUAGAAAAGCAAUUGAUUGAGCUGCAGCAUAGAAACAAUGAACUGACCUCUCUGGCAGAAGAAUCAAGAGCCUUGAAAGAUGAAAAUGACAUUCUUAGGGCUACUGCAGACAAGGCAAGCAAGCUGGAGUCAACAGUGGAAGUGUAUCGGAAGAAGCUGCAGGACCUGAAUGAUUUCCGCAGGCAGGUCAAGUUCCUGCAGGAGACCAACAUGAUGUACAUGCACAACACUGUCAGCCUGGAGGAUGAGCUCAGGAAAGCCAACGCAGCACGAGCCCAGCUGGAAACCUACAAGAGACAGGUCCAGGAGCUUCAUAACAAACUGUCUGAAGAAUCCAAAAGAGCUGAUAAGCUGGCAUUUGAAAUGAAGCGUCUCGAAGAAAAAUAUGAAGCUUUAAUGAAGGAAAAAGAGAGACUGAUAGUGCAGUGUGAUGCAUUAAGAGAGACAAACGAGGAGCUCCGGUGUGCACAGAUGCAGCAGGAUCACCUGAGUCAAACAGGUGAAAAGAGCCAUGAGAAUCUUGCUGCUGAAAUUCUGCCAGUGGAAUAUAGGGAAAUGUUUAUUCGGCUGCAGCAUGAAAAUAAGAUGCUCCUGCUGAAACAGGAGGGAUCAGAAAAUGAACGGAUUGCAGAGCUGCAGGAAGAGCUGGAGCAGAAGCACCGGACAGUGAACGAGCUGGAAACUGAGAAAAGGCUCAAUGAAGAGCGUAUUGGAGGAUUACAGCAGCAGAUUGAAGAUCUGCAAAAGACUUUACAGGAGCAGGGAUCCAAGACUGAAGGAUCCAGCAACCUGAAGCAGAAAUUGGCAGCACACAUGGAAAAGUUGAAUGAGGUUCAUGAUGAGUUACAGAAGAAAGAGGCUGAUCUUGCAGAGCUCCAGCCUGAUGACAGUCAGAACCGUGAGUUGUUUUCCCAGAAGAUUGGAGAGCUGGAAGCAGCUUUACGAAAAAAAGAUGAGGAUAUGAAAGCAAUGGAAGAAAGAUAUAAAAUGUACCUUGAAAAAGCAAGAAAUGUGAUAAAAACCUUAGACCCCAAGCUAAAUCCAGCAUCAGCAGAAAUUAUGUUGCUCAGAAAACAGAUAUUGGAAAAAGACAGAAGAAUUGAAGCACUAGAGAAUGAAUACAAAAUAGCCAAGCUACGUGACUAUGAGGAAAAGCUGAUUGUAACUGCAUGGUACAACAAGAGCCUGAGCCUGCAGAAGCUGGGCAUGGAGGCCAGGCUGGUGGGCAGCAGCGGCGGCUGCGGGGCCGGGCCCGGCCGCUCCUUCCUGGCGCAGCAGCGUCACGUCACCAACACCAGGAGGAACCUCACUGUUAAAGUACCAGGGGCAACAUCUGAUUAAACACGAGGACAUGGAGAAGACUCACAUGCUAAAGUGUCCUUACAUGUUUUAUACCUUUCCACUUUACCUGCUUGAUGAGAGAGGAGGUUAGAAUGCUGGGCAGCUGCAAAUGACAACAUCAGAACCUGUCAAGAAGAGAUUAAGGUGAUCAGCCAGAAGGUGGCAUGCAGUUUUCCAAGUAGAUUUAAUAAAUGCAGCAUGUACAAGCACAACUGAAAAGAUUUCUAUUUGCCUUUAGAUUAUAUUGUAAAUAUGAAAUUUGGCACUAUAUAUUUAAAACUUUAUUUAAGUGGGUUUGGGCUAGAAGGUUGACUUUUAUAAUGGGAAGAUGUUAUGCAAAGGUGUACUUCAGGAAACUGGCAAUAUUGGGCAUUUUUGCUGGGCUCUUUCUGGGAACAGAUCUAAAAGAUUGGUAGCAUCUUUUAAAAAAUGCUUUUUUAGAAUAGAAAGUACAAUUUUAAAAGCAAGAAAGUACUUGUAUUUAGAGAAGAAGAAAAUUAAGGUGUGGUACCAGUUAUUAUGUAAUAGAAGACAGGAUUUGUUUUAUGAGAAGCAGAAUUUCUUAAAGUUUAUUAAAGAAAAAAAAAAAAGCUAAGCUUAAGUUGGUGCAUAUAUGCACUGAGGAAAACCUGUCUUUAAGAUGUUGAAUUCACUUAAGCCAAAAAAGCUUGUCUUUUCCUGGGUAAGAAAAAAGCUAUUAUACUAACUCAAAAGUCUGGGCUAUAUUUUAAAACUCUGGUAUACUGCAUUUAUCUGCAGAAAGGGGGAUUAGGUGGGAAGGACCCCAUUUAUUUCAACCUAUUUAUACAAGCCUGUGCAUGGCAAUUGCAUUUCCUCUUUUUUAAAUGUAGUUUCACUCAGCUCUUCUGAACUAACUGUGCUAGGCAGAGGAGUGAGAGAUGGCUUUGGCAGUUACUGGCAGCAGAGCUUGUUUGUUGGCAGGGAGCAAAGUGCAUAAACUGUAAUAGUUUGAUUGAAAAUGAAAUGAGGGUUGUUACCUGACAUCUGUGUGCAGGAAGUUGCUGUCUUUCACAAAACUUGUGACUUUAUUUCCCAAAAGUCUAACUCUUGUUUUGAAUUGUAAUUUUAGGAAAGGUGCUAAUGUCUGUUCUUUACAAAUGGUCUAGAAAAUGUUUAUUAUACCCACAGUUAAUUGCAGCAGCCCUUAAUAUGAAAUGAAUACACUUAAUUUAACUGUUUGAGGGUGCUGUACCAGACCACCAUCUAAUAUAAAAUUCAGCUGCCUGUGAGAAUGAAAACACUUUUGUGUUUUACCAUUAAGGCUGUCUUUGAUUUGAGAACAGGGUUCAAUUUUGUAGAAUUCUUAGGUUUUGAAUUGUGACAUUUGGGUAGUAUGUCAUUUUGCCUACCCCUCACUGUAGCUUGUCCUUUGAUUUCUUCCUUCCCCAACAUCUUAAAUCUUUAAUUGGGCAUUGUAUGUCAUGCCAGAGAAAAGGCAAGCAUUCAUUUUUGAUACUUAGGGUUGCUUCUUAGUUGUGGUGGUUGUUUUACAGUGCUGCAUGUAUGAAUAGGCAUUCAACAGAUUUCCCCCUUCAAAAGGCAUUGUGUAAAAGCCAGGCUCGUGCUCAGUGUGGCAGGAGCCACACACGUGGCUGUUGGAGAGCUGUCUGUGGUGGUGUUCUUCAGGACUCUCUGCUCCUUUGUACUACCUCGUGGGUUUUGAGGUCUUUUUUUUGCUGCAGUGGUGUUAGUGGGGUUGCUGUUGUUAAGGUAUAGUUGCAUAUUUAAUCUGCCAGUGCUGUGGGUGGGAGGGAGGUGGUGGUGAGCAGGAGAUUAAGGCUUAGCAAGAUGCUUCCAUUCCUAAAGUCUGGUAUUUGGUGUGUUCUAGUGAAACGUGGAGCUGUUUCUGAUGGUGUUGAGUGGGUCUCUUAACCCUCGUUCUUUGCAGCAUGGAAACUUUCAUGGAUGUCCUUCAAAUACUCAUGUAGUUGGUAGGCUUGAUUUGUUGUACUUCUCCCAGUAGUGGAGCUGUGUCAGUAGUCUGUCAGGUGCUGAAUAGUGACAAACUUGGAGCAAAUGUCUUUGACUUGCACUUCUCAAAACUGCAGACCCUGGGACCAAAAAUAACUAAGAACCUCUCUAUCAUUUAAUUGGAAGUUUGUCUUCUGACUGGUGAUGGAAGAAUUCAAGUCCUGAGCUACAGGCGGGGAUCAGCCUUUUUCAGGGCACAGCUGUCCCCAGUAAUCAUGUUGGGGUUGCCAAAAUGAAUCUGGUUUUCAGGUAUUGGAUGAAAUGUUGCUUAUUUGGGACUUUUCCAAACUGCUAAGAGUGAAGCCUGUGAAUAUCACUCAAGGGUUUCUUUGGGACUGAGAACCUGUUUAAAAGCAGCUGUUACACAACUAGUGAAACCUGGGUUCUGUCCUGUGAGCGAGGAACUGAUGUGUGGCAAUAAAUCCUGGAUUGUAAGCCAUGGUGUUGUAUUCACUUCAGCUCAUCUGCCUGUGCAGGAAGGACCAUUUUAGGUCAGGAUCAUUUUAGUGUUUGCUUCACCCAUGUCAAACCAAAAAGCUGCUCAAAACACUGCUGUGUUUCAGCUGAGCUGUGUCCAACAUGCAGCAGCAGAGCCCUGUCCCUCCAUGUCCUCUGAGGCACCACAGCUGAGGCAGGAGGAACAGAGAGGCCCCUGGGCUCUCCUGAAAGGUGAAUUUGGACCAGCGCAGUUGAGAGCAGACUCAAAUGUGAGGUGAAGCCACUGAAUCCUGCUGAAGUUAAAUGGCAUUAUUAGGAAUUGAGCCAGUUUCCAGUAAAACGGGUAAUGUAGAUCCAAAAAAACAAAAAAAUGUGUUCUGAUUGACAUAUCAUUUGUUAAUUAUUUUUAUAUAAGAUUAAUUACUAUGGAAGAGAAGUGUUUUAUAGCAAUAAUACAAAAUAUGGACUAGUAGGUUCUUUUACUCAAGAUGGGUCAGGCAGCAGUUUUGAGAAGAUUCUUUUGCAACAACCUUAUUAUAUAGUGGUUUAAGAAACAGUCACUGGAAAUAAAUUUUCACCUGAUUUUUUUUGUUGAGUAAAAAAAUAUAUAUAUGGGUAUUCUAUUUUCUAUGAUAUACACUUACUUGGAAAUAAGUAAUAUAAGCAAUACUGAUGUUCUAUUUAGGUAGCCAUAAAUAGUUUAGAAAUCAGAAAAUGAAAACAAUUGUUUAGGAGUUGGUAGUGUCUAGUACAGUAAUUUUCUUACUUGUUUCUUUUUCUCCUUCCCCUAAGUUAAGGUUUUCAGUGUAUCGAUGUCUACAUCUUCUGUUUAAAACAAAUGUAAACACUGUGUUACAUAGAACUCGAAAAAUUGCACUAAUUUUUAAACUUUUGGUUUUAUUUUUUUCUUUGGAAAAAAAAUCCUUUUAUAUUCACAUAAAGAUUUUUAAAAUGAA
Passer domesticus (house sparrow) is the source of this 5652-nucleotide messenger RNA. RefSeq names its product hook microtubule tethering protein 1 (gene HOOK1). Gene Ontology annotation, biological process: cytoskeleton-dependent intracellular transport; cytoplasmic microtubule organization. Gene Ontology annotation, molecular function: microtubule binding; dynein light intermediate chain binding. The coding region runs from base 107 to 2266 and encodes 719 amino acids. Lineage: Eukaryota; Metazoa; Chordata; Aves; Passeriformes; Passeridae. The transcript is spliced from 22 exons. The record is from RefSeq and is a predicted model, not a curated record. Gene Ontology annotation, cellular component: cytoplasm; centrosome.